AUGAAAUUCCAAACAGCGACUGCUACCCUCCUCCUCCUCCCAGCCCUUGCGUUGGCUGCUACCAAGCGAGCCGAUACAUGGGGCGGGAGCGUAUCCCUCGGCCCCACAAGGUCGACGAUCACCAAUGCCGUGACGACUCUUAUCCCCGGUGCGGCGCCGGCGACGCAGAACGGGGUGCUCUUUCUCUGGCCCGGGAUGAGUAACGGGACGGGGGAUCUCGUGCAGACGACGCUGGAGAGUUGGGCGAGUAACGAGUGGUGCGGCGCAGAGCAGGGCGAGUGGUGUGUGCGGGCGAGUUUGUUUGGGAGCUUUGGACAGUUGGAUGGCGAUGCGGCACCUGUUAAGGGGGAUGAUCAGGUCCGGAUUGAAAAUGUAACCAACGCACAAACAGGGGAGAUCCUCUCGACCUUCUCAUACAAGUCCGGACCCUACAUGACCGGCUACGGAACCGGAACAGAAUGCAACGAAGAUUGCACGGGCACCAUCGCGGCCCAGCAAUACGUCAACACGAAGAUCACGCUAGCUGAAGCGGACGAGACCUUCGGCGACACGAUUGCAUCAGCCGGCGGCGCGACCUACACCGGGUUAACAUCCAGCGAGGGAGGAAAGGUUUGGGAAAUCGAGAGCAUUGACGUUCCGGCCAUGUCGUCGUAG
Messenger RNA from Aspergillus nomiae NRRL 13137, 654 nucleotides. RefSeq lists its product as uncharacterized. The transcript has 3 exons. Lineage: Eukaryota; Fungi; Ascomycota; Eurotiomycetes; Eurotiales; Aspergillaceae. Bases 1 to 654 code for a protein of 217 amino acids. The record is from RefSeq and is a predicted model, not a curated record.